Molecule: messenger RNA, 378 nt
Organism: Hirsutella rhossiliensis
Lineage: Eukaryota; Fungi; Ascomycota; Sordariomycetes; Hypocreales; Ophiocordycipitaceae
Product: mitochondrial export protein
Exons: 2
Coding region: 1-378 (125 amino acids)
Cellular component (GO): mitochondrial inner membrane peptidase complex
Source: RefSeq, a predicted model, not a curated record
AUGACGCCGCCCUGCCACUCCUUCCCAGCCUCGGAGCUGCCCCUCAAGGCCCAGCACGACGCCCGCGGCCGGCGGCGCAAGCUCGACGGCAGCGCGCUGCUCGACCUCUCGGCCUGCCCGCUGCUGCAGAUGCUGCAGUACAAGUGCGAGGUGCAGCGGCCGGCGGUGCGCGACAGCCCGGUGCAGUGCUUUGCCGUGCAGCGCCUCUUUCGCAAAUGCAAGGAUAAAAAAUCGUCCUUCAUGGUCGAGACGACGGCGUGGGAGGGCAAGGCCGGAUGGGACGACGGCCCGGCCAAGCCCGCCGACGACGCAGCCGAGCCGCCGAAGCCGUACCAGUGGUCUUCCAAUUGGCACGACGCCGACGAGGCCCCGAGGUGA